Molecule: messenger RNA, 303 nt
Organism: Arabis nemorensis
Lineage: Eukaryota; Viridiplantae; Streptophyta; Magnoliopsida; Brassicales; Brassicaceae
Source: the annotation of a GenBank genome assembly
AUGGAUCGGCUCAAAUGGGGAAAUGAUUUCAUGAAACGGAGGUUGAGUAAAGCUGAGAAGGAGAGGGAUGUUCAUCCUGAUACCUUGAAAAGAAUCAAGAGAGUGAAGAGGAUGACCAAAAUGACAGAGAAUGUGGCUAACGACAUUCUGUUUAGAGUCAUUAAAGUUUAUGGGUUCUUUACAAGUUCAGUGGCAAACACCAAAGUAGGAAGGAAGUUCUUUAGUCGUUUUCCUGGAGAAAUCGUCCUUGCAACUCUUGACGGAUUCAGUGUAGAAUUUGGCGACUCACAGCCUUACUUCUAA